GCAUGAUGCACUGACGAUGGGGAAUCUGAACUGCUUUGAACAAUGCCAAGCGAUCCGAGAGCACGAUGAGCGAGCCAAGUUCCUCCAAGCAGGCGGCGCUUUCACUCGAAAGAAGUAUACAUUUGGUCUGCACACGGGAACGGAAUCCGUGCACUUGCAACUUCACGCGGACUCGGACGAGAUCUUGCUCUGGACUUCGGACAAGCAAGCGGACGGCGCCAAACCAAACGAGAUCGAAGUUGGCGACAUCAAGUCCGUCCUGCCCAGCGGGACCGCUGGCUUCCAGAUAUACUCGAUGCAGGGCGAAGUCCUUUUGGAAUUGGAUGCCGAGUCGGCGGAAGUGCGGUCGGAGUGGGUCACCGCGCUGCAGUGGAUCUGCGAAGAAGUGCGACGGACCCAAGAACUCAAUGGCACCCAGAAGAAGCAUCCAGCUUCCGCCUCGAGUCUCAAGCAAAUGGUCAAAGACCAAGCCAACAAGCAAGCAUAUUGGAUGAAGCGACAGACUGAAAUGAAGCAACGCGAAAAGGAAGCGGAGGAGCGCAAGAAGAAGGUCGGCGCCGUGGGCAUGAAAUUCACGGCCAUGGCCAUGGCUAAUCGAACAUGAUACGUGUUAUUGAACUUCUUGCUGCCGUGAUCAUGGAAUAGUCUACAUCCCAGCGCAUGGGACUACUGGAAGAGCACG
Molecule: messenger RNA, 682 nt
Organism: Aphanomyces astaci
Lineage: Eukaryota; Oomycota; Saprolegniomycetes; Saprolegniales; Verrucalvaceae
Exons: 1
Coding region: 17-604 (195 amino acids)
Source: RefSeq, a predicted model, not a curated record